AUGGCUUUCUUCGGCUUCCGCGCAUACCCGACUCCGCUCGUCAAGCCCAUGUGGCCCUUCUUCAUCGCCGCCGGUGUCGUAUUCUACGGUGUCAACAAGCUGCAGGACAUGGCCGUCUCCACCGAGGAGGCUUCCAAGGACCCGCGUAACCCUUACGUCGACUUGUUGCCCAUGAUUGACAACAGGAGUGAAGGGACAGGGAGUGCUGCAGGAAAUAUUGCGUUCGCAUCCAAGACGGCAUUCAGCGAGAGUCAGCACAGCCAACGACUGGCCUAUUGGGUCGCCUACCGUCUCCACUUUGACAGCUGCGCUCCAUGUGUAGAGCGAGAGAGAUUCGACCCUAGCAACUGUCUACCUCGCUGA
This is a messenger RNA of Pseudozyma hubeiensis SY62, 363 nucleotides long. RefSeq lists its product as hypothetical. The coding region runs from base 1 to 363 and encodes 120 amino acids. The transcript has 2 exons. Gene Ontology annotation, molecular function: proton transmembrane transporter activity. NCBI's taxonomy places the organism in Eukaryota, Fungi, Basidiomycota, Ustilaginomycetes, Ustilaginales, Ustilaginaceae. Gene Ontology annotation, biological process: proton motive force-driven ATP synthesis. The record is from RefSeq and is a predicted model, not a curated record.